This is a messenger RNA of Kalmanozyma brasiliensis GHG001, 213 nucleotides long. Its product is annotated as Protein of unknown function DUF1242. Gene Ontology annotation, biological process: protein secretion; intracellular transport. The record is from RefSeq and is a predicted model, not a curated record. The coding region runs from base 1 to 213 and encodes 70 amino acids. The transcript has 3 exons. NCBI's taxonomy places the organism in Eukaryota, Fungi, Basidiomycota, Ustilaginomycetes, Ustilaginales.
AUGUCGGCGCUCUUCAACUUCCACUCAUUACUGAGAGUGGUGCUGCUCAUCAUCUGCACCUGCACAUACGUUCGCGCUACCGCACCUGCGCUGAUCGACCGCAAUAAGGAGGGAUUCCUAGGCGUCUUCUUCAAGUCAGCACGAGUCGGCGAGCGUCUGAGCCCUUAUGUCUCGCUAGCGUGCCUCAUCAUGGCCGUCUACGAGGUUGUAUGA